Colletotrichum gloeosporioides is the source of this 1965-nucleotide messenger RNA. RefSeq lists its product as uncharacterized. Gene Ontology annotation, biological process: positive regulation of transcription by RNA polymerase II; DNA-templated transcription. The transcript has 4 exons. Gene Ontology annotation, cellular component: nucleus. The coding region runs from base 1 to 1965 and encodes 654 amino acids. Lineage: Eukaryota; Fungi; Ascomycota; Sordariomycetes; Glomerellales; Glomerellaceae. Gene Ontology annotation, molecular function: sequence-specific DNA binding; zinc ion binding. The record is from RefSeq and is a predicted model, not a curated record.
AUGGCCUCGGAAGGGGACAUGUCCAGUGCGGAGGACAGGGUCUUGUCAGUAUCUGCAUCGGCUUCCAAGAGUUCGAACCCGAAGUCUAGGACGAAGCCCAUAGCAUAUAUCGAUGAUCUCAUAUUCGAGAACCAGCGCCUGAAGGGCCAAAACGCCGGGACUCAACAUGCCGACACUCAUACUCAAGCUACCACCAUCCUCCCUGACAUCCCCGCCGUGGCAGCAAAAGAGGCCGUUGACAAUGGCAUUGCUGUCCCAGCCCCGUCACUUGACCAACGUCCAUGGUUCUUUGAUAUGAACAUCCCACACACACCCAUUCUCAUCGGCGAAGCAUCAGAUGCUGCAUUUGCUACUCGAUUUCGACAAGCAAUAGCCACUGGAGAUCAUAGCCACAUACCCAGAGUCAACUAUGCUACUGAUGAACGGCUGCUGGCGCUGUCUGACGUGGACUGCCCGUGGCCUAGCCCGGCAAGGGCUCGUUUCCUGGUCGGCGUUGCCUUGAGAUAUGUUAGCCGAUGCUAUCACAUCAUCCGCAAGAGUCUCAUCUUGGACGGGCUAGAGCAGACACUUCAGAAUCCAUCUGAAAGUGACACUCUUUUGAAGAGUAAGCUCUGGGCAUUAUUCGCUAUCGGCGCCAUGUAUUCCACACGCUCAGCGACAUCCGAGCGAGACUUCCCUGGGAUGGGCUACUUUGCAAGAGCCACAAGAGUGCUUCGUAUCGUCAGUGAGAGGCCCCGGAUUGACGUGGUUGAGCUUAGACUCUUGCUUUCAUUCUACUCGUUAGCACUCAAUCGCCGACAUACUGCAUACACCUUCGCUGGCUCCGCAACAAGACUCGCCGUCGUCAUGGGUUUGCAUCUCAACGUCCCCGAGUCCCAGCUGCGAGACGUCGCCGCCCGGGAACAUCGAAACCGGGUGUUCUGGACAGCAUACAUAUUUGACCGAAUGUGGGCAUCGAAGCUGGGUCACCCCGUCUGCAUCCAGGAUGUCGACAUCGAGGUCGAUCUUCCAUCUAAUCCUACGGUUGACGAAAGUAUCGCGGAUGAUUUUGCGGAUGCAUCAUACUUCGUUGCCAGUGUUAAACUCGCGCGAGUUCUUGGUAAAAUUGUGCCAUUGAUCUACCGCAGACGAAACCAGCAGAUGUCGCUAUCCCACCGGGUACAAGAAGCGUUGAAUGACCUUCGUGGCUGGGUUGAGGAACUGCCACCCCAGCUCCAUAUCGACCACAAAGUCACAUCAGAGAGAAUGCAAAAGCCAAUCUCCCUUCAUCUAAACUUCAAUCAAUGCGCCGUGAGCGUCACCCGUCCCAUUCUACUUCACGUCCUUCGCACCCAUGUGGCGUCGUGGGGAACAUCAUCAACUCCAGAGCCACAAAUCCCGGGAACAGCAAUGACUCUUGCCGAAGCGUGCAUUCGCUGUGCCAGACACUCAUGUCGUCUGUUGACUGAAUGUUGGAUUGACGGAUCUUUUGCAACAUUCGACUACUUCUAUACCCAGUACCUCUUCUCGGCCUCCACCAUUCUCGCCAUAUCAAGUCUUCUCAACGGCAAAGAAAGUCAAAACGAUCGAGAACAGUUCGAAGAAGCGGCGCAAUUUCUCUCCCAGCUGAGAGACAACGGCAACUUUGCUGCCGGAGAGUUCUGCCAGCAUAUCGAUGCUAUGAAAGCAAUGAUGGCUGCCGCUCAUGCUCGCCGUGGCGGAUACUCGGUGGCAGGGGACGCUUCUACACUGCUUGGCGACGCAACGGCCACUUUUGGCGAUGCGAUGAACAUCGCACAGCCCUUCACCGCUCAGAACACCACAGCCGGCAUGGCGCUUGCGGAACCUUCUUUACAAGAGUUGCUAGCACAGCCCAUCCUGGAUCUGCAAUUCAUCGACGCAUCUAUCUACAACGAUGGUGCGCAAGGGCUGUAUUGGCCGGAUAUAAGUCCAGAGACUUGGACGCCGGAUUGGACUGCAGCUUGA